UUGCUUGGUGAUCACAGUGGACUUGCUAAAGCGCACGGAAAUUUAGGAAAUACUUAUAAAGCAAUAGGUAAUUUCGAUAGCGCUUAUGAACACGUCGUAGCGCACUUGCGAUUAGCGCGAGAAAUUGGUGAUAAGGUCAGUGCGAUUCUGCCUCUUUUGCUUCUCAAGAAUUUGCGAAGAUUCGAGUACCAUUGUCAAAGCUUGUCAUUUUAUCAUUGGGGCUAA
Molecule: messenger RNA, 225 nt
Organism: Gongylonema pulchrum
Lineage: Eukaryota; Metazoa; Nematoda; Chromadorea; Rhabditida; Gongylonematidae
Source: the annotation of a GenBank genome assembly